Molecule: messenger RNA, 547 nt
Organism: Hyalella azteca
Lineage: Eukaryota; Metazoa; Arthropoda; Malacostraca; Amphipoda; Hyalellidae
Exons: 5
Coding region: 107-547 (146 amino acids)
Biological process (GO): proteolysis
Molecular function (GO): metalloendopeptidase activity
Source: RefSeq, a predicted model, not a curated record
AAUGAUCGUUAUUUAUCUUUUUUAUCAGAUUUCAGGUUAUCAUUUAAUCACGAGGUUGUCGUCGUUGUGAUUGGUUUUCUUGUGGACCGCGCUCUCUGCCACGGAGAUGUUGGUGGUGACAGCAAAACUCUUGCUUAAUCUGGUGUUCGUAUUCCUCCUCAUCCACGGAACACAGGGCGUGCCUGUAGAGGAUGGCCCUGCCCUCGUAAGAGGCCCAAGCCUCCGCAAGAUCGUCACUUUUGACUGGGACCUCUGGCCUCUGUGGUACGGAGAGCGUUACGUCGCCUACAGGUUCGGCGACGCCAUCGUGGACCAAAGUGCCGUCGCUGCGGGCAUCGCUGAGUUCGAGCAGAACACGUGCCUCAUAUUCGAGAAGGUGAACCCCGCGCACUUCGGUCCCCACAUCGUCAUCAAGAACCACAACUCUGUGUGCUCGUCCUUCAUAGGACGCAAGUACACCUAUCUGCUGGGGCAGGAUAUGUUCCUCACCAAGCAGUGCGCGAGUGAUUUGGCACUCGUGGUGGCAAGACAAUGUUUCGGGAGAUAA